Molecule: messenger RNA, 510 nt
Organism: Seminavis robusta
Lineage: Eukaryota; Bacillariophyta; Bacillariophyceae; Naviculales; Naviculaceae
Source: the annotation of a GenBank genome assembly
AUGCCAAUUUCCACAGAUGGGGACAAAGAAGGAGUUCCCGAUGGAAACAAUGAAGGACUGCCUGGACUUGAACUGGGACUACCUCGUGUCACUGUUGGUGUGACACUUGGAGAUCCUGGUGUCACCGUUGGCAAGGAUGCAGUGGGGCUUUCUGAAGGGCUACUGGGGACUACAGUUGGAAUGGAUGUUGUUGGAAUUGCACUGGGGCUACCUGGUGUAUCUGUUGGUGUCAAAGUGGGAGAUCCUGGCGUCACGGUUGGAGUGGCUGUUGUUGGACUUGCACUGGGGCUAGCUGGUGUAACUGUUGGUGACAAACUUGGAGAUCCUAGCGUCACAGUUGGGAUGGCUGUUGUUGGAUUCGAACUGGGGCUACCUGGUGUAACGGUGGGCGUAGAACCCAGAGAUCCUGGUGUCACCGUUGGCAAGGAUGAAGUGGGGCUUUCUGAAGGGCUGUCGGGGACUACAGUUGGAAUGGCUGUUGUGGAUUUGCACUGGGGCUGCCUGGUGUAG